AUGUUAUUUAGUGGAGUGUAUCAUAGCUCAUCAGAAGAGGUUCUUUCCGAUGGUGAAACGACAUCAUCAAUAACAUCAGAUGCUACAUCAAGAACAACGACAAGCGAUACUUGGUAUGAUGUUAAAAGUGAUUUUGAACAACAACCAAUAACACAGUUUGAUCAUACUACAGAGGCGAAUAUAAGAAUGAAAACAUUUGAUGAUCAUGAUGAAGAUUUAAUUAGGUCAAUCAAUGACAUAUAUAUCGAUGGUGGUACUACCGAAGACAUAGACAAUAUGAGAGCUACUGAAAAUAAUCUCCAUGAUAUUCCUAAUCAACAUAACCAGAAACAAGACACACCAAAAGAGUGGGUGAAUCCAUAUUGGGGUAUUCAUCGGUUACCGACAACGAAAGUAACAGGGCCACGAAUUCAAGGAAACAUAGAAAGUUCUAAAACUCACCGUGCGUCAUCAAACACAACAAUACAGCAACUCAUACCCGGUUCUAUUUUAAUUAAUGAUAGAGACGAAAUCGAAGACCCAUUAUGGAAACAGAGAAAUUCAAGCGUUGAAUCUUUAACAUCUAGCAAUUCAUUUCAUCCCGGUGGACAAUAUAUAUCAGAUGAACGCGGUGGUCGAGGAGGUUUUCUUGCACCAACGCAUGUUCAACAUCACACUGCAGCAAUACCGUCUGAUUUACCUGAAAAUUCUACAGAUAAUUUUACUUAUAAACAAUAUAAUUCAUCGUCUGAUGAUAGUUCUCGCAUGCAAUCACCAUUAAAUCAUGAGCAAACUUCAUCAGAACCAGACAUCUACGAAAAUAAACAAUGGGAAAAUUCAUAUUGGUUAGCAUCAAAUGAACUAGAUACUGAACUCACUACAGAUACGACAACAAGCUCGACUCCUUCUCUUAUUUCUGGCCUUCAACAGAAGGAGACUUUAUUUCCAAAAGAGGAGUCAAUUUCUCUUUUACAAAAUACUGAUUCAGAGCCACUAUCAAGUUCAAUUGAAAUACCUUGGCCCCAUACUAAUUGGGAGACAAAACUCAUUGGACAUCCAACAUCAGCAACAGAUGAAACGCAAUCAACAACAUCAUCGACCGGAUCUUGGAAACAUAACGAAUCUCACACACCAACAUUCGAAAACCAACAAGACGAAACAUCGAGGCAUUCAGCUACAGAAGAUAGUGCAUCGGACGACUUCAUGUCUCCUGAACAAAACAAUAGUUCCUCGGAACAUCUCUCUUCGGACGAUGAAAAAUCCAACACCUCGGCACCUGCUAGGCAAGAAGACCUAUCGAAGGAUAAUCCAAAUUCGAGACACAAUACAUCUGAAGCAACAAUAUCCUCAAAACAAUCAGAUACACCGACAGCAACUGUCGAUUGGAACCACUAUCAAUCUCAUGCUACGACAUCAUCAAAACACCAAGACACACCCUGGGUGAAUCCAUAUUGGAAAGAUUAUAAGCCUCACAUUAUUACUUCGUCAAAAGCACAAGAUAAACCGUGGGUUAAUCCGUAUUGGAAGGACUAUAAGUCUCAUAGUGCUACGCCGUCCAACCAACAAGAUAAACCAUGGGUAAAUCCUUAUUGGAAAGACCAAAAGUCUCCAACUGUCAUCCCGUCAAAACAACAACAGAAACCAUGGGUGAAUCCUUAUUGGAAAGACUAUACGCAUCAUAUUCCUAGCAUGUCGAAACAGCGCGAUAAACCAUGGAUCAAUCCCUACUGGACCGACUAUCAGUCUCGACCUGUCACAACGUCAAAACAACAAGAUAAACUAUGGGUCAAUCCGUAUUGGAAGGACUAUAAGCCUCAUACGACUACAACAUCGCAGCAGCAAGAAAAACCAUGGGUGAAUCCUUAUUGGAAAGACUAUAAGCCUCGAACUACCAUGCCGUCAAAACAACAAGAGAAACCCUGGGUCAAUCCUUAUUGGAAGGACUAUAAGACUCACACCGCUACGACGCCAAAACAACAAGCUAAACCAUGGAUCAAUCCUUAUUGGAAAGACUAUAAGUCUCGAGCUGUCAGGCCGCCAAAACAACAAGAUAAACCAUGGGUCAAUCCGUAUUGGAAGGACUAUAAGCCUCGAACUGUCACGCCGUCAACACAACAAGAUAAGCCUUGGGUAAAUCCUUAUUGGAAAGAUUAUAAGCCUCGAACUGUCACGCCGCCAAAACAACAAGAUAAGCCUUGGGUCAAUCCUUAUUGGAAAGAUUAUAAGCCUCGAACUGUCACGCCGUCAAAACAACAAGAUAAACCAUGGAUCAAUCCGUAUUGGAAGGACUAUAAGCCUCGAACUGUCACGCCGUCAAAACAACAAGAUAAGCCUUGGGUCAAUCCUUAUUGGAAAGAUUAUAAGCCUCGAACUGUCACGCCGCCAAAACAACAAGAUAAACCAUGGGUCAAUCCGUAUUGGAAAGACUAUAAGCCGCGAACUGUCACUCCGUCAAAACAACAAGAUAAAGCAUGGGUCAAUCCGUAUUGGAAGAACUAUAAGCCUCGAACUGUCACGCCGUCAAAACAACAAGAUAAGCCUUGGGUAAAUCCUUAUUGGAAAGAUUAUAAGCAUCAAACUGUCACUCCGUCAAAACAACAAGAUAAAGCAUGGGUAAAUCCUUAUUGGAAAGACUAUAAGCCUCGAGCUAUCACGCCGCCAAAACAACAAGAUAAACCAUGGGUCAAUCCGUAUUGGAAGGACUAUAAGCCUCGAACUAUCACGCCGUCAAAACAACAAGAUAAGCCUUGGGUAAAUCCUUAUUGGAAAGAUUAUAAGCCUCGAACUGUCACGCCGUCAAAACAACAAGAUAAAGCAUGGGUCAAUCCGUAUUGGAAGGACUAUAAGCCUCGAACUGUCACGCCGUCAAAACAACAAGAUAAAGCAUGGGUUAAUCCGUAUUGGAAGGACUAUAAGCCUCAUACGGCUACGAUAUCGAAACAGCAAGAUAAACCAUGGAUCAAUCCUUAUUGGAAAGACUACAAGUCAAGAAGUGUCACGGCGUCGAAACAACAAGAGAAGCCAUGGGUUGAUCCGAUUCGAAAAGACUACAAGCCUCAUACCGUCACGGGGUCGAAGGUGCAAGAUAAACCAUGGGUCAAUUCACUCUGCAGCGACAAUAAAAGGCCAAUGUCGACUUUGUCGAAGACGCAAGAUAUUCUAUGGGUGAAUCCCUAUUGGAAAGAUUGGAAGCCAGGAGGUUUGAAUAGAUCCCAACAAUACCAGAAUGUACCUUUCGCAAGUGGUAAGUGGCAAACUAGUGCAUCACAAACUUCAACAACUACUAAGCAAGGAAGUUUGGAAGGAGCGAAACAACAGGAUAAACCAUGGGUUAAUCCGUAUUGGAAAGACUACAAGCCUGAUACUAUGAAGCCUUGGAAACCACAAGAUAAACCGUGGGUUAAUCCAUACUGGAACGAUAAUAAAACUCCAAGGUCGAUUACUUUGCAGAAACAAGGUAUACCAUGGCAGAACCCCUAUUGGAAAGAUUGGAAGCCAGGCUCAUUUAGUACUUCGCAACAGUACCGAAAUGUGCGUUUCAAAAGUCCGAACCGGCAUAGUGGUGCAUCACCAAGUUCAGAAACUGGUGAACAACGGGAUUUCAAAGAAGCAAAACUGAAAGAUAAACCAUGGGUGAAUCCAUACUGGGACAACAAUAAAACGUCAACGUCGACUUUGUCGAAGAAACAAGAUAUACCAUGGCAGAACCCCUAUUGGAAAGAUUGGAAGCCAGGGUAUUUUAAUAGAUCCCAAGAGUACCAACAUUUAGGUUCGAAGAAUCCUCAGGCGCAAAAUGAUCGACCGCAAACGGCUGGAACUACUAAAGUUGAAAGUUUUGGAAAGACGAAAGAAAAGGAUAAGGCGUGGGAGAAUCCUUAUUGGAAGCAUGAGCAUAUAUCAAGUACUGUACCAAGAUGGACAUCGAGUGCAUCAAAGAGAAGCAAAUAUGGCAUCGAAUUAACUAAUGCAUGGAUAACGGACAAUGUGUCGCCUCCUGAUCAUAGAGUUCCACCUAUUCCAUCAUUUUAUAAACGCAUCUACCCUGUUAAUAUACCCCCAGCUUCAAUUCCACUGUCGACAACGAUUAAGAAAAAUAAAUCACAACCUGAUAAAGAACCGAUGCAUCUGGGGUCGAGCAGUAUUCCAGAUGAAAUAUACAACAACGGUGUAAAGAACGAUGAUGAUUUUUCACCAUAUACAAUUGAUCGUCAAGGAAUAGCGCACUACCAGUCACAACCGUCAUCAUCUUUUAUGACCGAAAAUAAAACAGUUCAGUUCGCUACUUCUCCAUCAACUACUGAGAACCGAAUGUCAUCUACAUAUUCCACUAAUACUAUUCCAGUACAGGAAAAACAUACCAUGGCACCAAAAUCAUCUAUGUCUAAUGUUACAACACAAUAUCUAGCAAUUAAAACAACUCCUUCGUCUACAACUAACUCUCGACUAUUGGAACCUUUGAAUUCUCUACAUGCUUCAUCAUAUUCACCAACCAAUUAUCCAUCAUCAACUCAUUCUCGAGUACCUCUAAUCACUCUAGACGAAUUACAUGAUAUUCAACAUGCGCUUCGUUUAUUGGAGAUCAACCCAAAUGCUAUACCUACUAUAGAAACAUCUCAACAACAUAUAGCAACAGUUUAUGCUAAUGAUGAAAAAGCUCCUCAUCUACCGGUUAGAUCUUUAUUUACAAAUAACGCUAAUAAGCAAUCUAUACAACAACCAUCAUCAUCAUCAUCCUAUCCGCGAAAUGAGCAAUCCACUUUUUUGUCUAAUACUAAAUCUCAACAAUCGCCAAUAGCGUCUUCAUCAAAGAAUUCCUCAAAUCCGAACGACAUUUUCAAUAGAUUUAUUCAACCAGGAUCUUUCAAUCAUAUUUAA
This is a messenger RNA of Rotaria sp. Silwood1, 4854 nucleotides long. NCBI's taxonomy places the organism in Eukaryota, Metazoa, Rotifera, Eurotatoria, Philodinida, Philodinidae. The record is from the annotation of a GenBank genome assembly.